Molecule: messenger RNA, 690 nt
Organism: Fonsecaea pedrosoi CBS 271.37
Lineage: Eukaryota; Fungi; Ascomycota; Eurotiomycetes; Chaetothyriales; Herpotrichiellaceae
Exons: 2
Coding region: 1-690 (229 amino acids)
Source: RefSeq, a predicted model, not a curated record
AUGCCACAGCCGGGGCUAGCCGUUGCGUUCGCACGUCCAAAAAAGGGGACAGACCAUCCUCUCAGCAAGCUGCACCAAUGGUACGAGGAGGUCCACAUCCCGGACAUCCUCGCGACGAGCGGCAUCAACGACGCAUAUCGCUAUGAGAACGUCGACCCCAGUUCCGAGUGGCCACUUCUGGCCCUGUAUCCCGUCGCCGACAUCGACUUCUUCUCGACGCAGGAGUUCAACUCGAUCCCUCCGCUCGGCAAGCACGUCUUUCCCGGUCCCAUCACUGAUCACAUUGAGUUUCAAGUGAGGCAGUAUCGGCUGACCCAAGUUUACGAGCCGCGGGAUAUUCGCGUCUUUGAAGGCGCCCCCGUCAUCGCCACGGCCGCCGUCCAGCCCAAAGCUGGCGGCGAGGACGACUUCGAUACCUGGUACCGCCAACAACACCUGGACAUGCUGUCCAUGAUCAUCCCGUACCGGGCCGCCACGCGCUACGAGCAGAUCGACCCUGCCAACAAGCCGCGCUAUCUGACCAUCCACGAGUUCGACAGCACCGACAUCCCCGGCGAGCAGAUCCGUCGGUCCACCACGACCGAAUGGGCCAAGCGGGUUUUGGGCUCGGUGCAGUCCAUGGAGGGGUAUACGUGGAAGCUGACGCGUGCGUACGGGCCGUCGACGACGUUCAAAGGGCUCAAGUUGUAG